Molecule: messenger RNA, 3703 nt
Organism: Ricinus communis (castor bean)
Lineage: Eukaryota; Viridiplantae; Streptophyta; Magnoliopsida; Malpighiales; Euphorbiaceae
Product: protein FAR1-RELATED SEQUENCE 3
Exons: 5
Coding region: 489-3071 (860 amino acids)
Biological process (GO): regulation of DNA-templated transcription
Molecular function (GO): zinc ion binding
Source: RefSeq, a predicted model, not a curated record
CUUUUCUUGUUCAUGCUACUAGAUUGGGGCUUUCUUUUCAUUAACAUUCAGGUUUCUUAUUAUUCAUUGCUGAAAUAGUGAAGUCUGCUUUCAAGAGUUAGUGAAUUCUUUGACAUUUGACAUGGUCGAAAGAAUUUCGUUUCUGUGACUCUAAUAUUUUCCUCUCUAGGAAUCCUUAAGAAAUUCAAGAAAUAAUGCGUCUUCUAUUUACUUACCAUAUUUUAUUUGAUGGGAGUUAUAUCGUAUUUGCUUCUUAGAAUAAAGAAAUGAUAGUUGUUUUCUAGCACUAAUAGCGUAUUUAGAUAUAUACAUGCAGCCAAUAUUCUUAUCUGUAAGCAUUUUAAUAUAGGCUACUUUGAGUAAUUAUUAUAGUGAGAAUAGAUAUCAAUUGUAGGCUUUUGUUUCGUCCUUAUGUGCUUGCAUUAACGAUGAAGAAUAGGCUAUAGCCUGCUGGAGUAAACACAACCAAUCCACUUCAUACUACGUUUAUGGAUGCUGAAGUGGAAGGUGUUGAAGGGAAAAAGACCGAUGAUCAUAAUGCAACAGCUAUUAUUGAUUCUAAUAAACCUGAGAAACAAAAUGUAAAUGAAGAUUCUGCUGACAUGAUGAUUAGAAAUCAGGAUGAUGAUGGUAGUGUUUUACCACAUUUGGGUAUGGAGUUUGAAUCGGAGGAUAUUGCGAAGGCAUUCUAUGAUGCAUAUGCCAGGCGUAUGGGAUUUAGCACUCAUGUUGGUCAGUUUACCCGUGCUAAGCCUGAUGGACCAAUUGUAAGUUGGGACUUUGCAUGUUCUAGAGAGGUACUUAAAAGGAGGAAUUUUGAGAGCUGCAAUGCAAUGCUUAGGAUAGAGAGAAAAGAUUCUGACAAUUGGGUUGUGAGAAAAUUUAUAGAGGACCAUAACCAUUCUAUGGUUAUUCCUAGCAAGGUUCAUUACCUUCGGCCUCGCAGACAUUUUGCUGGUUCUACAAAGUUUGUGGCUGAAGCACCAGAUGCUACUAGUGAUGUUUAUGUUUCUGAUGAUGGAAAUUAUGUGUCUUAUGAAUCCAAUCUUGCCAGGAAUGCUUCUCCUUUAGAACCUAAACGCCCAGUUAGGAAGGUUAGACAUGCACCUAUGAGUUAUGUGAGUCCUCCUAGCAGAAAGAAAACCCUUGGAAGUGAUGCACAAAAUCUCCUGAACUAUUUUCAGAAAAUGCAGGCUAAGAACGCGGGCUUCUACUAUGCAAUACAACUUGAUGAUGAUAACCGCAUGACUAAUGUCUUCUGGGCUGAUGCAAGAUCAAGGAUGGCGUAUAAUCACUUUGGUGAUGCAGUUAUUUUUGACACAAUGUAUAGACCAAAUCACUAUCAGGUCCCAUUUGCUCCUUUCACAGGGGUGAAUCAUCAUGGUCAAAUGGUAUUAUUUGGCUGUGCAUUGCUUCUAGAUGAAUCUGAAUCUUCCUUUACUUGGCUAUUUAAAACAUGGCUAUCUGCAAUGAAUGACAGACCUCCUGUUUCUCUCACCACUGACCAAGAUAGAGCCAUACAAAUGGCAGUUGCUCAGGUGCUUCCAGAUACUCGCCAUUGCAUCUGCAAGUGGCACAUCUUGAGAGAAGGCCAAGAAAGGCUGUCUCAUAUUUACCUUGCUCAUCCGUCUUUCUAUGGAGAACUAUAUAGCUGCAUUAACUUUUCUGAGACAAUUGAGGAUUUUGAAUCAUCAUGGGUUGCGCUUCUGGAUAAAUUUAAUCUCCAGAAGAAUGAGUGGCUUCAGGCUGUGUAUAAUGCUCGUAAACAGUGGGCACCGGUUUAUUUUCGUGGCACUUUCUUUGCUGCACUUUCUUCAAACCAAGGGGUUAGCUCUUUUUUUGAUGGGUAUGUGAAUCAACAGACCACAAUACCUAUGUUCUUUAAGCAGUAUGAAAGAGCUCUUGAGCAUUCUCUAGAAAAGGAAAUAGAAGCAGAUUAUGAUACAAUUUGCACGAAUCUGGUGCUUAAGACACCAUCACCAAUGGAACAACAGGCUGCAAACCUGUACACUAAGAAAGUGUUUGCAAAGUUUCAGGAAGAGCUAGUUGAAACUUUUGUAUAUACAGCAAAUAACAUUGAGGGCGAUGGGGUUGUGAGUAAGUUUAGGGUUGCUAAGUAUGAACAUGAUGACAAAGCAUACAUAGUGACUUUGAAUGUUUCUGAGAUGAAAGCGAGUUGUAGUUGUCAGAUGUUUGAAUAUUGUGGCAUUCUGUGUCGACAUAUAUUAACUGUCUUCACUGUGACAAAUGUUCUAACCCUUCCAUCGCAUUAUCUAUUGAAGAGAUGGACAAGGAAUGCCAAAUCUUGGGUUAGAUUAGAGGAACAAGUUGCCAAUCUGCAAGGUUUUGAAGCUCUGACCUCUCGCUUUAACAAUCUGUGCCUGGAAGCCAUUAAAUAUGCUGAGGAAGGAGCAGUUGCUGUUGAGACCUAUAAUGUGGCAAUUAGUGCUUUAAGCGAGGGUGUAAAAAAGAUUGCAUCUAUGAAGAAAAAUGUUGCUAAAUUUGCUCCUCCUAUCUCCCAGGGAAGUGAAAAUAGUUUGGAAGACAGUAGCAAGAAAUCCACCUUUUCAGUUCCUGAAAUGGUCCCAUCAUUGUGGCACUGGCAAGAUGCACCGCAUCGGUUUAAUCUUAAUGAUGUGGGAGUACCUGCUGCUGAUUUGAACCAGCCCAGCAUUUCUCCUGUUUCUAUCCACCGUGAUGGUGGACCUUCUGAUAACACGGUGGUUCUCACUUAUUUUAAGUCCAUGACAUGGGUUAUAGAAAAUAAGACUUCAACACCAGCCGAAAAAGUAGCUGUCAUCAACUUGAAGCUGCAAGAUUAUGGAAAGAAUCCAUCAGGGGAAACAGAUGUCCAGUUUAGGCUAACAAGGAUCACACUAGAGCCUAUGUUAAAAUCCAUGGCUUAUAUCAGUCAGCAGCUUACAGCACCAGCCAAUCGAGUUGCUGUCAUUAAUUUAAAGCUCCAAGACACCAAAACAACAACUGGAGAAACAGAAGUGAAAUUCCAGGUUUCUAGAGAUAUGCUGGCUUCCAUGUUGAGAUCAAUGGCUUUUAUCCGUGAGCAAUUAUGACAGCUUACUGGAGAACGGAUUUUACAUUUGGUGGGGACUUGAACCUUGGUGGUCACUCGUAGAGUAGCCUCGCCUUUAUCAGUAGGCUGAGGCACCAGUUGAUUGAUCUACUCUUUAGUGCAUGUAAUGAAUGUAGUUAACUAUGUUCACAUAAUGUUCCAAGGUAAAGUAAUUUAUUGCUAACGUGCAUGUUCUGCAAUAAUGUUUUAGGUUUUUCUGCUGAGCAUUUCAUUCUAAUGAUGAAUCAUGUAAGAAAGAGAUAUAGUGUCAAAAUUUCUUUUGGCAAGUUGAGCUCGAGGCAGCUCCACAUACAUCAGAAAGCUGGCGGCACUAGAGGCACAAAACGCAUGUUCCUCUCAGUUCGCCAUUGUGUAUCAUAUGAAUGUUACAUUAACAUAAUUUGGCCAUAUAUACCAAACAUAAUUUUACUUAGUUAUGGUAUUUCUAUUGUAUUGACCAAACAUGGUUUAGCGAAGAUUAGGUAUGCUUAUUCUUUAUCUCUAACUUCUAGAUAGAGCAUAAUUUCCUUGUAACGAAGUACUGGAAAGUGUAUUUGUACAUGCAAGUUAUGAACACACAUUUUACUAAAUUAGCAUUGAAUAUAUUUUAUAUUCUGUAUUUGAACUUCGGAA